Messenger RNA from Melanotaenia boesemani (Boeseman's rainbowfish), 1556 nucleotides. It is a transcript of the gene epcam, whose product is annotated as epithelial cell adhesion molecule. NCBI's taxonomy places the organism in Eukaryota, Metazoa, Chordata, Actinopteri, Atheriniformes, Melanotaeniidae. Gene Ontology annotation, cellular component: membrane. The record is from RefSeq and is a predicted model, not a curated record. Bases 296 to 1219 code for a protein of 307 amino acids. The transcript is spliced from 9 exons.
UCUGCCAGUUGAACAACAACAACCAGAAGGAUUAUAAUUACAGACAGGUCCGCAUGGUAAUUCGACUUUGAAUCCGUGCACGUGCUCUUUUCUUUCCUAUUACCUUUGUGUGUGCGCGCGCUCUGCGUUUCUCUCUAAACAGGUUUGACCAGGACACACCUGUGACAGGAGAGGAAAAAGGAAGUAUUGUUGGGCGCGUCGAAAGUAUUCUUCAGUCAGCCUGUGACCUUUGUGGAGGACGGACAGAAAACCAACAAAAGAAGCUCGUUUUAAAAGUUUUUCUCUUUAAUUCACCAUGAAGAUUUGGAUUCUUGUUUUUGCUACCCUCGCGGUGGGAUAUGCUCAACAGUGUGCUCCAUGUAGGACAAUGAAGUGGGCCACCUGUGAUGGAAAUUCAUGUCCAUGUUUCGUUUGGGUUAACGAGGGCUUGGAUGGAAAAAGAAAGCAAAACAUUGACUGCACCCAAUUGGUCCCCAAGUGCUACUUGAUGCAGGCUGAGAUGUACAGAGCCAAGCGCAACAUGAGCACCCGCAGUAUCGGCGAUAAGCCCCACGAGACCGCCUUUGUGGACAACGACGGGAUCUACGACCCUGUCUGUGAGAACGACGGCAAAUUUAGAGCCAAGCAGUGCAACAACACCAAAGAGUGUUGGUGCGUCAACAGCGCUGGCGUCCGCCGCACGGACAAGGGAGACGAGAGCCUGAAGUGUGAUGAGCUGGUGGAGACAUACUGGGUCAGUCUUCGACUGAAACAUAAACCACUAAGCAGUGGCGUUACAUUGGAUAAAAAUCAACUAAAAACUGCCAUCGGUGAUGCCAUUAAGAGUCGUUACAACUUCAACAGCAGCCUGGUGAAGGAAAUUCAGUAUGACCCUGAUGCCCGCUUGAUUGUAGUUGAUGUGAUGAAGCCAAUCGGAGACCGCACAACUCAUCUGGACCGUAUGGCCUACUACAUGGAGAAAGAUGUGAAGAUACUUCCCCUGUUCCUUGACCAGGCCAAGUUUUCGCCAUCGGUGGGCAGCACACAGCUAGACAUGGAGGACAUCCUGGUGUACUAUGUUGACGAGAAGGCUCCAACGUUCACCAUGAAGAACCUGUCGGGCGGGAUCGUGGCUGUCAUCGUGGUGGUGGUUCUGCUUGUGGUCGCCGGCCUGGUGAUCCUGCUCGUUCUAAAGAAAAGGCGUGAGAAAUACAAUAAGGCUCAGCAAAACGACCAGUAAAGCUGCAAAAGUCCGAGGAGCCAACUUCUAAAACUUUUCUGAGGGAUUGUGCUUUUUUUUUUUUUUCCUUUUUUGUCUUUUUGAGGAAUGACUUUUAGAAAAAUGGGUUUUUUUCACAUUUGUUGGUACUGCUCAGUCCAACUUUCUUUUUUUUUUUAUUUAUAAAUUGUGUAAAGUCUUGCAGCAACAACAAAUCUAUACGCCAUACAGAACUGCUCUUUAAGUGUCGUACAAAAUGCAUUUUAAUAACUUGUGCUAUAGCUUAAAUCCCGUCAUAGAUUGUACAUACAGUUUCUUAAUGUGUUUGGAUUGUUUUUAAUAAAAAUGUUUUAAAUAA